GACCCCUUUUUGUUUAUAUCUUUUACUUAAUUACCCAAAAUGCAAGGAUUAAUUACAUUAGUGCCACUACACUCGAACACGAAAUAUUGGAGGGGUUUUCGGCGGGUUUUUAUCAUACUGGUUCUCUUCUGAAUGAUUCAUCUUCUUCACCUUUCUCAUCAUGUAAACCCUCGUUUUUUCUGGGAUCUCGUUCUGGGUUUUUUGAUCUUUGCACGUUCGAUUUGGUUAAAAUUGUCAAUGUGAAGAUGGCUUUAAGGAAGACGAAGAACAAAUUAAACGCGAUGUUUCGGGCUGCGAUGAGAAACGUCGCCAAGACUGCUGAAUCCAAAGCCGGAGAUAAUGUUACCGAAUUAGAAACAACACGAGAGCUGAACCCGAUUAAUCGAUUUUGUGGAACAGGAUCAUGGAGUUCAUUGACGGAGAUGCUCUCACCUCUUAAGUCCGAUUCUUCCAACACUGGACAAGAUAUUGGGGAAACGACGCUCGCUGGUCAUGUCUCGUCUUCGUUACAUGCUAAAUCGACGAAUUGUAAUCUUCUCCCGGAAAGAAGUGACUAUUCGAAGAACGCAUUGGAGUUAUCAGCUUUCCUGUGUGAGACUACUGGGAAACUUCCUUCGUCCACAAGGAUAAAAGAUGUGUCACGCGGUAGGUUGCAGACAGGGAGUUUCAACAAUAACCAGACACAGGUUAUGAAGAAGCUUGCGAAAGGCUUUGCUCGGAAGUUGGGCACCGAGACGAUGCUUGGCUUGCUCGCUAAACUGGGGAAAGAAGCGAGUGAGAAAGAUUACAAUGCAUGGGUUCAGAUUUGCAUAGAACAAGCCAGGAGAAGCAACGACGCUGAAUAUGUUCUUGAUAAAGUUGGGGAGGCUACUGAACAUCUCAAAGAAAUGAGACGACUUGGUUUCUCUAUAGACGAAGGAACCUAUGCGCCUUUUGCUAAGUGCUUGGUAGAUAUGGAGAUGGUAGAAGAAUUCCAGUUUUUCAAAGAAUUUCUUAGGGAGGCUUGUCCUGAGUCACUUGGGAAACUUGUCUACUAUGAAAUGCUUCUUUGUAUCCAACUCAACGACGAUGAGAAGAUCCAUGAACUUUGCAAUACAGUUGACGACAGUGGGAUUAGUUUACCAAUCCUACAAGAAUAUUAUUUGGCUGCACUUUGUGAGAAAGACAGAACGGAAGACCUUCUGAAGCUUUUAGAGAAUGUCGACAUAACAAAAAUAUCUUCACCAGACGUAUUGAAGAGCAUAUUUGGAUACCUUGGAGAAUCGCUAUUGGAGUCUGUUGCGAUGAAGUUGUUUCUGGAACUAAGAGACUGUGAUGGAGUGGAGACAAUUUCAGAUCUCAUUUCUAGCUAUGCAACUUGCAUCCCAAAUAUAACGGUAGAGGAUGCCAUUUUGAAGUUUAACAAGUUGCAUGAAGAACUAGAUACCGUGCCUUCAACUACAUCUUAUGAGAAGCUUGUUAGUUAUCUGUGUGACUCGAAUGAGGUGGUCACUGCUCUUGAUAUAGUUGAAAAUAUGUGUGAAGCAGGCCUGGUAAUAUCGGCAAAUAUCCUGCAGUCAUUGUUAGAUGCCGUUGAGCAGAUUCUUGAAUUUAAUUUGGUACGAAGAAUCUAUUCAAUAAUGAGCAACAAGAGUGUGAAGCCUAAUAGUGAGACUUUCAGGAGAUCGAUAAAUUUGUGCUUAAAGAUCAAAGAUUUUGAAGGUGCAUACAAUAUGCUUGGUAGUUUGAAGAAUUUCAAUUUGGCACCGAACUCAAGCAUGUACAAUUCUAUAUUGGCAGGAUUUUUCCGGGAGAAAGAAGUGAAUAGAGCCUUACUGGUCCUCAAGGAAAUGAAAGAGGCUGGUGUUAAACCUGAUUCCAUGACUUAUAGCUAUCUAAUAAACUUUUGCGGCCAGAAGGAGGCUAUUGCGGAGUAUUAUGAGGAGAUGAAGCAAGCAGGACUUCAAGCCAAUAAGCAUGUUUACAUGUCCCUUAUAAAAGCAUAUGCAUCAUGCGGACAGAUUGAGAAGGCCAAACAGGUGCUCACGGACGGGAAAGUUCCGGCCAAUGAUCGCAAUGAGCUGAAAAGUGUGCUUAUAUCUGCUCUGGCAUCAAAUGGAAAAAUAACAGAUGCUUUAAGAACCUAUGAAGAAAUGAAGAAAGCCGGCUGCCUCAUACACCCAAAAGCUAUUAUAUCUCUUAUAGAUCACUCUGAUUCAAACGAAGAGUUGAGAACGUUGGUUCAACUCUCUCGUGAGCUGCGUGAUUAUAAAUGGUGGAUAGAGAGUUUCUUCAAAGUUAUCGUGUUUGCUGUUCGCAACAAUAAGUCAAGCUCUAUUCUUGAUUUGCUGAAGCAGACCAAAAACAACUUCUCCAAGGAUGACAUCGCUGUGGAAUAUUGGUUUGAAGAGGUGUUUAAAGCGAUAGCGGAAACAGAGCCUAGUGAUGUGAAGCUAGGGCUGGACUUGGUGAGCUUUUUAAAGGAAGAGCUUGGGUUUUGUCCUUCAAGAAAAUAUUUAGAUUUUCUUCUACAUGCUUGUGUCAAUGCCAAGGAUAAGCACAACGCUUGGCUGGUAUGGAAAGAGUACCAAUUUGCAGGACUUCCUUACAAUGUCAUCAACUAUUUAAGGCAAGAUGUAUCAGGUUCUAUUAGCUGCAGGAGAUUCGAAAAGUGCAAAGGCAAUGGUAUGGAAGAUUCCUAAUGAUGAUAAAGACGUUAAAUGUAUAAUUAAACAAAGCCGUAUUGUAUUUACUCCAAAACCAAAAAAGAAAACGUCUAAAAAGAAAUAAUUAUCUCGCCAAGCAAAGUAGGAUGAUCUGUUAGAACAUAGAACCACCAUUGUAUGAGAUUUUUGGUACAGGAAUGAAACACGAUUUCCACUACAAUGGCUAAGUUUCUCUCUUAUUCUCUACCGCUUUGCAUGCCUGAAACUACUUCCAACUCAUCAUCAUCAUCACGAGCCAUCUCAGCAGCUUUCUUCGAUUUCUGUUCAUAUGAUUGACCUGGAGGAUGCGAAACCGUGACAGCAACAAAGUCAUGUCCUUUGAACAUCUCUUGUGGCCACUGAACAUCAACAGUCUCAAUAAAAGGCGAAAACUUUAUCAUCCUUGACGAUCCCCUGACUUGCUUCUCCUCUUGAACCAGCAAAGGAUGAACCAAAGAAAGAGCUUUCAUUACUGCAAACACAAGCUUAAGCUCUUCGAGAGACGGGUUUCUGAACUGGAGAUCGCCAGAGCUCAUGCACCGGGCAACAUCUAUGACCGGAAACCGAUCAGUUCCAGAGACUUCUAAAGACAAAGACUUGACCAUUUUCUUGUUAGAAGGUAGCAUCAGUGACUCAAGCUCAUAAGUAACCCUAAGAACCUCAACAUUAGGGACUCUAGCCAUUUCCCAUGAAUCAUCUGUCAUUUUCAGUGCGUAGCUCAUGGAUCUAUACAUAUAGACUGCUAUAUCACCACCAUCCCCUCCUAUGAACUGAACACAUUGGAAAGGCUGUCUCUUUCCUGACCAAUCUGAGUCUUUUCCCACACGAACACCAAACAGAUGACCUGGUCUGAGCCUCUUCCAUGGCUCGCUUCUGUAUAAAGAAGCUGAAGCUUUGAAUAUGGAUUGAAUAAUGUUGGAAGAUAUACCUUCAACUUUCAUCAGGCAAACCCCGGAUCCUGGUCCAAGACCCGGACCUGACCCGAACUGAUCCUGAAACCUACCAAAUAAAUUCUUCAAAUGCAAAUCCAUUCUUCAACCUUCCCCCAAAAGAGUCGGAUCUGAGUGAAAAAAAAAAAAAAAAAAAAAGCUUUGGGUGAAGUUUGGAAAACCCAAGCAGAGAAAAAGAAAACCCAGAUGAAUUUGAAUUCUAGAACUAGAAGACAAACUAUGGUGUCGCAGUUAAACGGUCAUGGCCGACAAAAGUAAAAGAGUAAAACGAUUUUAUGAUCAUUACGACGACGAAGUGUUACUUUAUGGUCGAAGGUCUAUUACUGACGUCCGAUGCUAAUCGGACGGUCGGAGAUACG
Messenger RNA from Thlaspi arvense, 3993 nucleotides. Lineage: Eukaryota; Viridiplantae; Streptophyta; Magnoliopsida; Brassicales; Brassicaceae. The record is from the annotation of a GenBank genome assembly.